Messenger RNA from Diceros bicornis minor, 1404 nucleotides. RefSeq names its product baculoviral IAP repeat containing 7 (gene BIRC7). Gene Ontology annotation, biological process: positive regulation of protein ubiquitination; regulation of cell cycle; negative regulation of apoptotic process. Gene Ontology annotation, molecular function: cysteine-type endopeptidase inhibitor activity involved in apoptotic process; ubiquitin protein ligase activity. The record is from RefSeq and is a predicted model, not a curated record. Gene Ontology annotation, cellular component: nucleus; cytoplasm. Lineage: Eukaryota; Metazoa; Chordata; Mammalia; Perissodactyla; Rhinocerotidae.
AUGGGGCCCGAGGACAGGGCCAAGAGCUGGGGCCAUGGCCCACACUGGAGCUGCCGGACAGCCGGUGGCAGCCCCGCACAGGGGCACCAUGGACCCCACUCUCUGUGUGGCUACAUCCUGGGCCAGGACACUGGCAGCGCCCUGUCCUGGGGAGGCCGGGACCACACGGACGGGCAGAUCCUGGGCCAGCUGCGCCCCCUGGCAGAGGAGGAGGAGGGGGCCGGGGCCGUGGCUGUCCCAUCUGCGAGGCCUGCCUUCCCCGGGAUGGGCUCCGAGGAGCUACAGCUGGCCUCCUUCUAUGACUGGCCGCUGACCGCCAUGGUGCGGCCUGAGCUGCUGGCUGCCGCCGGCUUCUUCCACACCGGCCAGCAGGACAAGAUGAGGUGCUUCUUCUGCCACGGGGGUCUGCAGAGCUGGGAGCAAGGGGACGACCCCUGGACCGAGCACGCCAAGUGGUUCCCCAGGUGUGAAUUCCUGCUCCAGACGAAAGGGAGGGACUUCGUCUGCAGCGUCCAGGAGUCUUGUUGUAACCAGGUCGGCUCCUGGCCUGCACUGUGGCCAUUGGGUGUGCCCCCAUGGGCCAGCAGGGAGAGCGAAGGCUGCUUGACCAGGCACGAGGGUGCUGCCUCGGCUUGCUUCAUGGGGGGCUGCAUGCAGGCACUGCGUGUGUGUCCAGGGCUCCGAGUGAGGCCGAAGCUGUCCCCUGCUACCACCGAGCAGGCCACCGAGGGCAUGGCCAAUCCUGGGCUGGGCAACGAGGGCGUGGAGAGCAGAGAUGCCAGGGACGGCCAGGAGUGGUCUGCGUGGAGCCAGUGCCCAGCGGUAUGGGCCGUGCUCCAAAUGGGCUUCAGGCGGAGCCAGGUGCAGCGGCUGGUGCUGCACAAGUACCGCUGGGCGGUGCCCACCAGCGUGUCCGCGUCCCAGCUGGUGGCCGACUUGCUCCAGGAAGAGGAAGGAGGCCAGGCGCUGGGGGCCAGAGGCCAAGAGUCUAUCCCUAACUGCCCACGACUCCCGUCCACCCGGGUCCUGACCUAUCCACGCCCAGAAGAGAGGUCCACCUGGGUGCUGGGGAGCCAGGUGAAGCCCACCUCCCCCAUCAGCCCAGUACAGCGUGUGGAGGUCAGGGUGUGGGAUGGUGUCACAAGCCCACUCCCUGUGGAGGACCAGGUGAAGCCCAGGCCCAGAGGGGGCCGGGGGGUUCUUGAGCCCCCAGGAGCCCAGAGUGUGGAGGAGCAGCUGCAGCGCCUGCAGGAGCAGCAGACGUGCAAGGUGUGCCUGGACCGCGCCGUAUCCAUCGUCUUUGUGCCCUGCGGCCACCUGGUCUGUGCAGAGUGUGCGCCCGUCCUGCAGCUAUGCCUCUGCAGGGCCCACAUCCGCAGCUGCGUGCGCACCUUCCUGUGCUAG